Messenger RNA from Lobosporangium transversale, 4444 nucleotides. Its product is annotated as P-loop containing nucleoside triphosphate hydrolase protein. Gene Ontology annotation, cellular component: membrane. The transcript is spliced from 9 exons. Gene Ontology annotation, biological process: transmembrane transport. The record is from RefSeq and is a predicted model, not a curated record. The coding region runs from base 207 to 4391 and encodes 1394 amino acids. Lineage: Eukaryota; Fungi; Mortierellomycota; Mortierellomycetes; Mortierellales; Mortierellaceae. Gene Ontology annotation, molecular function: ATP hydrolysis activity; ABC-type transporter activity; ATP binding.
AAUAAUUGAAUGCUGCAAUCAACAUGUGUAACACACUUCCUGGGAAAAAAAAAAGGAUAAAAUAGGCAAACACAUUCAUUGCUUUUUUGAAUUCUUUGUUCAUUUCAUUCUCCUCACUUCAUUGCUCAGUGAUCACCAACAAAAGUAGAACAGAAGAAAAAUCAGGAGCACUCUGUGGAAAGAACAGAUCAAAUAUUGAUUGACCAAUGGUUCAAUCUUCGUCAUCCACCCAGCCGCUACUGGCCUCCACAGAAGGGUCAUUUAGCGGUUCUAGCAGAGGUAAUACCAAUGGUAUGAGCAGUAAUGAGACAAAUAAUGCUGACUAUGGCAGCACGGGAUCCACAGCAUUAGCACCAGCACAGCAUGUGAAAAAGAUCAGUCCUCCUAGUCCUGAAGGUUCAGCUUCCAUGUAUUCCAAGAUUACUAUGUCAUGGAUGACCUCACUCUUCAAAAUUGGUGCUCAGCGUCCACUUCAGGAGGAAGAUGUGUUUGAGAUGCUGCCACACUACACGACUGAGAUCUUGGGCUCUGGUCUCCGUACAUGUUGGGAGGAAGAACUUCGAAAGGCCAGGAGUACAGGACGGGAACCAUCGUUGUUGAGAGCUUCGGCUGUCUACAUUUUGCCAGAAUAUGGACUGGCUCAAUUGGCGCUGUUCGUUGCUGAUAACAUUUCAAGACUCGUUCCUUUCAUUGUUUUAUGGAUCAUCGUAUUUUUGGAAGAUACACAAGGCAACCAAAAAUCUCCUCCACCUGCAUGGUAUGGUUAUGGCCUUGGUAUCGCUCUACUAGCCACAUGUAUGCUGCAAACGAUCCUUAGCCAAAUCUGGGUUCGAGAUGCGGAUAGAUCGGGGAUUUUACUCCGCACAGCCCUUGUUGAUAUGAUCUUUCGUAAAUCGACGACAAUGUCUUCAAAGGCCCGGGUGGAGUACCCUGAUGGGACCAUUUUUAACUUGAUGUCUACAGAUGCUUCAAGGGUUGAGAACUGUUUUGAAAGCCUGCCAUUAUUGCUGUUUGUUCCGUUGGGUGUUCUGAUCACUGUGAUCAUGUUAACAUAUUUGAUGGGACUCUCAGCAUUAUUGGGUACAAUUCUGUUGAUAAUAUCGAAUCCAUUGCAGGCGUGGGUUAUGGCGGCUCUGAAUCCACUUCGCGAGAAGGCGAUCAAAUUAACGGACAUUAGAAUCCGUGUCGUCACGGAGAUUUUACAGGGCAUCAAAGUCAUCAAAUACUUCACGUUCGAGCCAAGUUUCCUGAAGGAGCUGUCUGAUAUCCGAGUAAAAGAACUUGAAUGUCUUUCUUGGCUGAUGCAAGUUCGUGGGUUUAUCUAUAGCACUUCGUCUUCAUUACCAGUGUUUGCAUCUGCACUGUCAUUCGUGCUAUAUGCAGCUCUUGGUAACAAGCUUGAGGCCAAGAUUGUGUUCCCCGCAUUGACGCUGUUCACUGGUCUACGAGUCCCGUUGCUAGUCCUUCCAUACAGCUACGGCCUUGCAACUGAUGCAUGGAUUAGUAUAAAGCGUAUCGAGAAAUUUCUUCUUACUUCCGAUAUGCAGCCUCUACCUCCUGUUGACCCUACACACGAAUACGCGGUUAGCAUCCUGAAUGCCAGUUUUUAUUGGGAUCAAAUCUUCACUACAGGGAUAUCCACAUCUGAAAGCAGCAAUGGUUCCCCCAGUGAAGGCAUCACGGAAGAUCGGCAGCCAUUGCUGUCAGUCCAGAAUGAAAGCCAGGAGCAUGGACAAGACCAGGAGCAAGGUCGAACAAGCCAAGGAGAAGCGAAGCCACUUCUGCAGGAUAUCAACCUUAAAAUACCCCGUGGCUCUCUUGUUGCUAUUGUAGGCCGUGUAGGUAGCGGUAAAUCCUCAUUGCUGCAAGCUAUUGUUGGAAACAUGAACAAGUGCCAAGGCCAAGGCCAGGUCAUUCGUGGAGCCACUGUCAGCUAUGCCUCUCAGGCACCCUGGAUCCAGAACGCGACUAUUCGUAACAACAUUCUGUUUGACACGCCGUUCGAGAACGAACGUUACUGGAGAGUUAUCGAAGCCUGCUUGUUGGAGAAAGAUCUGUCGAACAUGCCCUUUGGAGACCAGACUGAGAUUGGCGAGCGCGGUGUCAAUCUCUCUGGUGGCCAAAAGGCUCGCCUUUCAUUAGCCCGAAGUGUGUAUUACAAUGCAGAUGUAGUCAUCAUGGACGAUCCGCUCUCUGCCGUUGAUGCACACGUGGGCAAGAGGCUUUGGGAAGAUUGCGUCUUACAGGAGUUACACACAAAGACAAGAAUUAUUGCUACACAUCAGCUGCAUAUCCUUCCUGACGUGGACUAUGUGAUCUGUAUGAAACAGGGCCGUAUUGCAGAACAGGGUUUAUAUCAAGAUCUUAUGGCAAAUAAGCAAGGUGAACUAUAUACACUGAUGAAGCAUCAUGGAGGGCACCAUAACCACGACCAAAGCGAGGAAAAGGAUAUGGAGGGUUUGACUAGGCAGCCUCGGCUUGAUAGAAAGCGUAGAUCCUCCGCUGGUGAAACGCAGACAGCAGCUGCAGACAGUGACGACGAAAUAACCGUUCUUUCAGAGCCUGGAUCAGAAACAGAGGAGCCUAUCGUUACUCAGAGCCUGAUGACAGAGGAAGAAAGAGAGCUAGGAGCUGUCUCUAAUCAGGUCUAUCUCAGUUACUUCCGUCUCGGGGGCAUCAGCAGCUGGACCAUGGUAUUACUUUUAAUGUCACUUCAACAAGCAGCUGGCGUUGGCAUGAGUGUGUGGCUGAGCUAUUGGAGUGAAGAUACACUUCACUUGUCCAUGUGGACAUACAUCAAUAUAUAUCUGGGUGCUGGGGUUGUCCAACUGUUGAUUGUAAUGGUGGGCUCGAUCAUUUUGGUCGCCGCAGUCAUUAAAGCCUCAAAGAUACUUCAUGAUAAGGCCUUUAUCAGGGUGUUGCAUGUGCCCCUUUCAUUUUUUGAUACAACGCCUUUGGGCCGUAUUCUCAACAGGUUUAGUAAAGAUAUCAGUACGAUUGACUCGAGCUUGAUGGGAGUUAUCAACUCGUACCUAAUUGCCUUGACAGGCAUCAUAAGCGUAUUAAUAUUGUCAGCGGUUUUCCUGCCAUGGAUGUUACCAGGGAUGAUCGUGCUGUUGAUCAUUUAUUACAUGGCAGCUGUCUACUACCAAAAAACUAGUCGAGAACUCAAGCGCGUCGAAUCUAUUCUUCGUUCUCAUAUGUUUGCAUACUUUUCAGAGACACUCUCUGGCAUGGGAACACUCAAGGCAUAUCAUCAUCAUGGAAUCGAAAAGGCAAUUACCCGCAAUCAGCAUAACGUAGACAGAUAUAACAAGGCCAGUUACCAUUGGGCGUUAGGUGGACGUUGGAUUGGUUUUCGCACCUUCACUGCUGGCCACAUGUUAAACUUUCUGGCUGUGGCCUUGAUUGUUUGGACUCGCGCCAGUAUUGCGCCAGCGAUUGCGGGCAUGAUUCUGAGCUAUUUAGCAAGAUUGUCAUCUGAGAUGAAUUGGGCGAUUCAUUGCUUUGCAAAUGUGGAAGGCAAUAUGAACUCGGUUGAAAGGCUAUUAUAUUAUUCAGAGACACUGGAACAAGAGCCGCCAGCUGAAAUCCCUGAUCGCAAACCAGCAUCUUCAUGGCCUAGUCAAGGACAUAUCUCAUUCAGAGAUGUGUCGAUGAGAUAUCGUGAAGGUCUUCCAUUUGCACUUGAAAAAGUCUCGUUUGAUAUUCAACCGGGACAUAUGGUUGGGGUCGUUGGCAGGACUGGCGCUGGCAAAUCAACCUUGAUCCAAGUCUUGUUUAGGUUGGUUGAAUGGGAGUCUGGUAGUGUCAUCAUUGAUGGGAUCGAAACUCAAACUAUUGGAACCGCGGAUCUUCGCUCUAGGAUUUCUAUCAUUCCUCAGGACCCAGUCCUCUUCCAGGGGACGAUCCGUUAUAAUCUAGACCCACUCUCAAGGCACACAGAGCAAGAGCUGUGGCGAGUGCUUGAGACCAGUGAUAUGAAAGCAUAUGUGCAACAGCAGGAGGCGGGAUUGGAUAGUAUGAUUGCAGUGAAUGGAGAGAACUUGAGCGUAGGGCAGCGACAGCUCAUCUGCCUGUCGAGGGCGUUACUUGCGAAGUCCAAGAUUGUUGUCCUUGAUGAAGCAACGGCAAGCGUUGAUCUGGCGACAGAUAGUCUGAUUCAAAAAGCCCUCCGUGUGGGCUUUGCGGAUUCAACCGUUAUUACGAUAGCACACAGACUAAAUACGGUCGUAGAUUAUCACCGCAUUUUGGUGAUGGAUCAUGGACACGUAGCCGAGUACGACACUCCACUCAAGUUGUUGAGUGACCCAGACUCGGCAUUUUCCAAGAUGGUGGAUGAGACAGGUGUAGCCAAUGCCGCGCUGCUUCGGACACUUGCAGGUUGUUAAAAUAGAAUUAUAUAAUUUAGUGAAUUUCUAGAGAAGAAUGAAAUAGACAUGGU